Molecule: messenger RNA, 1134 nt
Organism: Bombyx mori (domestic silkworm)
Lineage: Eukaryota; Metazoa; Arthropoda; Insecta; Lepidoptera; Bombycidae
Product: piercer of microtubule wall 1 protein
Exons: 3
Coding region: 220-609 (129 amino acids)
Biological process (GO): axoneme assembly
Cellular component (GO): axonemal microtubule
Source: RefSeq, a predicted model, not a curated record
GAUAUUAUCUACGACUCAUUUCAGUUUCCAAGGAAACAAACAAAGUCAAAUCUUUUUAGAUAGAGCCAAGAACAUAUUUUCUACAACCUUUUAGUUUUACAUUAGGCACAUUACAGGAAUUAACAUUUUUAUUUAAUUUUUGGCUCUUCUUCUGUUCAUUUAUUGGAACUUUGGUGAAAUAUUUGUUGUCUCACAUUGUUAGCGGUACGUUCAACUAAAAUGAGUGGAAAUCAAGAAAUAAAUAAUACAGUCAACGGAGCACAAGAAAUGCAACCAGGGUUUUGUUCGGCGACCUGUGUGAACCGCUCAAAAUUACAAGAAGAAAUUAAAAAACCCGAUCUUAAAACAUCAGACCUGUUUAUCACGUGUAAUCUGCCGAAGAGAUUCGAGCAUCCACACUGGUUCAAUGGUUAUGGCUGUCAAGUGAGUAAGGAGCAUCCGUUCUACAGAACUUCGGCAAGCGAAUACGGAUGGUAUCCACCAGGUUGGCAUUCCGUUCCGACAGUGUAUUUCCCGAAGAACCAACAGUUUUCGAACCAUUUGGCUCAAUCCGGAAUGUAUCGUAAUUAUUCCUUGAAUACUGUACUCGAUCAGUUUUCAUUGAAAUAAUAAGGUUUUUUUUUAAUCAGUAAAGAAUUCGCGCGUGUGGCAUCUACUUUAAGGCACUUUGUUAAAUAUUAUUUCUUUAUCGUUAACUUUAGAUUUAAGUUCAUAUAUAGUAUAUAGUAGACGAAGGUUUGAAAUGUUUGAAUUUGCUUUCGGGGAAGAGAUUCAUACAACUGAAACGUAAAAUUUAUUGGAAAAAAAUUUGACUACGAUCUUCGUUGCCUUCAGAAGAUUUCAAAUCAUAGUAUUAUGUUUACACAUUUACAGUUAAGAAACUUUAGUUUGUUUUCAAACAUAUAUUAUUUCUGUCAUCAUAGCAGAACUUUUAUUAUAUAUACUCAGAGAAUGUAAUUAAUUUAUAUACAAUUUGUUUUAAUUGAGCACUAUUAAGGUAGUUUAUUUUGUUUUAGUUUUUAAUUGAGUAGAGAUAGAACAAAAAUUAAUGGAAUAUUGCCCUUUAAUUAAGAUUAAUUAAUGUUAAGUUACUGUUUUUAUUGUGAAUAAAGCGUAAAAUUUAUGGUAGCUCAA